Molecule: messenger RNA, 1780 nt
Organism: Hibiscus syriacus
Lineage: Eukaryota; Viridiplantae; Streptophyta; Magnoliopsida; Malvales; Malvaceae
Product: UDP-glucuronate 4-epimerase 6-like
Exons: 1
Coding region: 118-1485 (455 amino acids)
Source: RefSeq, a predicted model, not a curated record
GCUCACAAAAAAUCAAGCUCUCUCCUUUAACACAUUCAGCCCUUUCAUUUUUCCUCUCAAUUCUUCCCGUUUUCUACCCAACCAAACAACAAAUUUUCUUCUUCUAUAAGAACAAAAAUGCCAACAACACCAGACACAAGCAAAACCAUGAAACUGGAGAGAUACAACAGCUAUCUCCGCAAACUCCAUAGUACAAAACUGUUGAAUGCUUCAUCUAAAUUCCUCUUCCGAGUAACCCUUCUCAUUGCUUUGGUUUUGAUCCUGUUUUUCACCAUUACUUACCCUCCACUUUCCGAUAAUUCCCACCCUUACCGCCGCCAUCAACACCACAGCUUCCUCUCCACUUCCCUUUUCUCAGGGAGUUCACUCGUCGGCGGAGCUUCGUGGGAGAAACAAGUGCGUCAUUCUUCCACGCCGCGUAGACUCAAUGGGUUCUCCGUUUUAGUCACCGGCGCCGUUGGGUUCAUCGGUUCCCACUGCUCCCUUGCUUUGAAGAAACGCGGCGAUGGGGUUCUCGGCUUAGAUAACUUUAAUGACUAUUACGAUCCUUCUUUGAAACGAGCGAGGCAGAAUCUUUUGAGCAAGCACCAGAUUUUUAUCGUCGAAGGCGAUUUGAACGACGAUGCGCUAUUGACGAAGCUCUUCGACGUCGUUCCGUUCACUCAUAUUCUUCACUUGGCGGCUCAGGCCGGCGUUCGUUACGCCAUGCAAAACCCACAGUCAUACGUGAGAUCGAACAUUGCGGGGUUCGUUAAUUUACUCGAAGUAGCCAAAGCGGCGAAUCCACAACCCGCCAUUGUCUGGGCUUCGUCGAGCUCGGUUUACGGACUCAACACCGAAAACCCAUUUUCCGAACGCGACCGUACCGAUCAACCGGCUAGUCUUUACGCCGCCACGAAGAAAGCCGGCGAGGAAAUCGCUCACACUUAUAACCACAUCUACGGACUCUCUCUCACCGGACUGAGAUUCUUCACCGUUUACGGUCCAUGGGGAAGACCCGACAUGGCGUAUUUCUUUUUCACUAAAGAUAUUCUCCAAGGCAAACCCAUCGACAUCUACAAAACGUCCGACCAAAAAGAGGUGGCGCGUGACUUCACCUACAUCGACGACGUCGUGAAAGGGUGUUUGGGAGCGUUAGAUACGGCGGAGAAGAGCACCGGCAGCGGGGGAAAGAAGAAGGGUCCUGCUCAAUUAAGGGUUUACAAUCUAGGAAACACCUCCCCAGUCCCUGUCGGCCGAUUGGUAUCGAUCUUGGAAGGAUUACUCGGCACAAAAGCCAAGAAACAUGUGAUCACGAUGCCCAGAAACGGCGAUGUGCCCUUCACGCACGCCAACGUCACGUUAGCUUACAAGGAUUUCGGGUACAAACCCACCACCGAUUUGGCUUCCGGGUUGAGAAAAUUCGUGAAAUGGUACGUUAAUUACUUCGGGAUGGAACCAACGAAAUCGAUCAAAGGAACUCAACGGGCAGAUGGAUCCAGUUAAGAGCUUCGUAUUUUCAUUUCCAUGGCCGCCAUUUUCUUUCUGAUUUUCCCACAUCGUCUUCAUUGAAUUUUUGUUUUUUCAUAAUUGUGGCGAUAUUGAUGUAAAAAACGGGGGAUCAAAUGCUGUUGAUUAUGUAGAAUAUUUACAGAUUAUUAUAGAUUUGAUGAAAAAAAUAUAGGAAAUGAUAAAUUAAGAAAUGAAGAGAAAGGUGUAAAUCUGUGGAGAUGAGUUGUAAUAAUUUGGUGGGGUCUGCUGGAUAUGGGCAGAUCUACACCGUUGAUUUUAUGAAAAUAAA